AUGAGCCUCCAGCACUGCAGCUCCGCCCGCCUCCCUAGUCGUUCCAGCUUGCCAUUCACGCAGCUGGCGUUUCUGUUGCUGCUCAUACUGCCGCACCAGCAUCUAACUGAAGCUGCUCCUUUCUCAGCCAUAGCCGCUGCAACAGAGCUGCGCUGUGUUUGCUUAACCGUAACUCCAAGAAUUAAUCCCAAAAUGAUCGCUAAUUUGGAGGUGAUCCCGGCAGGUCCACAGUGUCCCACGGUGGAAGUCAUAGCGAAGCUGAAGAACCAGCAGCAGGAUGUCUGUCUGGACCCAGAAGCUCCAUUGAUAAAGAAAAUCAUUCAGAAAAUAUUGGACAGUGAAAAAAAGAAAACUAAGCGGAAUACACUUGCAGUGAAAAGAACAGCCAGUAGUCAAUAGAAAGGAUUUCUUGGGACUCUCUCCCCAGUGAAGACAAG
Grammomys surdaster is the source of this 437-nucleotide messenger RNA. Its product is annotated as C-X-C motif chemokine 5-like. The transcript has 4 exons. Gene Ontology annotation, biological process: cellular response to lipopolysaccharide; inflammatory response; neutrophil chemotaxis. NCBI's taxonomy places the organism in Eukaryota, Metazoa, Chordata, Mammalia, Rodentia, Muridae. Bases 1 to 399 code for a protein of 132 amino acids. The record is from RefSeq and is a predicted model, not a curated record. Gene Ontology annotation, cellular component: extracellular region. Gene Ontology annotation, molecular function: chemokine activity; CXCR chemokine receptor binding.